Candida dubliniensis CD36 is the source of this 1113-nucleotide messenger RNA. RefSeq names its product low-affinity Zn(2+) transporter (gene ZRT2). Gene Ontology annotation, cellular component: plasma membrane. Gene Ontology annotation, molecular function: low-affinity zinc ion transmembrane transporter activity. The transcript has a single exon. Bases 1 to 1113 code for a protein of 370 amino acids. NCBI's taxonomy places the organism in Eukaryota, Fungi, Ascomycota, Pichiomycetes, Serinales, Debaryomycetaceae. The record is from RefSeq and is a predicted model, not a curated record. Gene Ontology annotation, biological process: zinc ion import across plasma membrane.
AUGAAUAGCGAUUCCAUUUCCCGAGUGUUUGAAUAUUUGAACAAAAGAGACGAGUGUCCCACAGACAAUGAUUAUAAUGGGAAUAUUGGAACAAGAGUCUCCUCCAUUUUUGUCAUCAUGGUAACUAGUGCCAUUGGAACGUUGCUUCCCUUAUUAUCAUCAAAGUAUUCAUUCAUCCGAUUACCGCCUAUGGUAUACUUUAUAUGUAAAUAUUUUGGGUCUGGAGUAAUUGUUGCUACAGCAUUUAUACAUUUACUUGAACCAGCAGCAGAUUCUCUUGGAAAUGAAUGUCUUACUGGUCCAAUAACAGAUUACCCAUGGGCAUUCGGUAUCUGUUUAAUGACAUUGUUCUUAUUGUUUUUCUUUGAAUUACUUGCAUACCAGGGUAUCGAUAGAAAAAUCGCCAAAGAAUCACAACUUGAUAAUCAAGGGGCCCAUACACAUUCACAUUUCGGAGAUGCAUCCAUGUACGUCAAAAAAGACGAUGUAGAAGAAGACCUCGAGAAUCAAGAUGAAAAGAACACCGAUUCCAAUCCAUAUCCAUCUCAUUUUGCCCAUGCACAAGAGCAUCAAGAUCCAGACGUCAUGGGAACAGCCGUCAACGAUCAAUCCAAGGAGCAGUAUUAUGGUCAGUUAAUUGGAGUUUUUGUUUUGGAGUUUGGAGUUAUGUUUCACUCAGUAUUCAUAGGUCUUGCUUUGGCAGUUUCUGGUGAUGAGUUCAAAAGUUUAUACAUUGUCUUGGUUUUCCAUCAAAUGUUUGAAGGGUUAGGUUUAGGAACUAGGAUUGCAACUACCAACUGGUCAAGACACAGAUAUACACCAUGGAUUUUGGCAAUUUGUUAUACUUUGUGCACACCAAUUGCUAUUGCUGUUGGCCUAGGAGUUAGAAAAUCCUAUCCACCAGGUUCCAGAAGGGCAUUGAUAACUAAUGGGGUGUUUGAUUCUAUAUCUGCUGGUAUUUUACUUUAUACUGGUAUUGUAGAAUUAAUGGCACACGAAUUCUUAUACUCAGGUGAAUUCAAGGGUCCUGGAGGAUUCAAGAAUAUGUUGUUAGCAUACUUUGUCAUGUGCUGGGGUGCUGGUCUUAUGGCUUUGUUAGGUAAGUGGGCUUGA